Molecule: messenger RNA, 1505 nt
Organism: Drosophila serrata
Lineage: Eukaryota; Metazoa; Arthropoda; Insecta; Diptera; Drosophilidae
Gene: sau
Product: Golgi phosphoprotein 3 homolog sauron
Biological process (GO): Golgi organization; Golgi to plasma membrane protein transport; retrograde vesicle-mediated transport, Golgi to endoplasmic reticulum
Cellular component (GO): trans-Golgi network; Golgi cisterna; cytosol
Molecular function (GO): phosphatidylinositol-4-phosphate binding
Source: RefSeq, a predicted model, not a curated record
CGUUUUCCAACACUAGCCAUGGAAAAAUGUCACGUCAAAGAAACAGUAGCAACGACAAAAGACACAAAUAAUAAAAAAGCUUAUUUUGCGCUGGAAUUCGUAUAAUUCCCAGUAAAUUUAAAGCCAUGCAAUUGCAUAUUUAGUACGCGCCGCCAAAUUGUGAAAUAAAUUGUAGAGUUUUAAACACGCAGUUCGCCCAGCAGCAACAACGAAACGCAGUUCUGGGCCAUUGCAUUUUGCGAGAGUGUGAAAAGUGCGUGUGUGCAAAAACCAAAAGAGGAAGAGCGCAAAAGAAGCAGCGAAAACAACAACACACAAAAACACAACACACGCACACACAACAGAGCCACCCACAUCUGCACAUACAUACCACACUCAUACACACAACACAAAACUCCAGCGCCGAGUCAGCAAAUUCUGCCACACACACAAGACGGAAGAAGAAGAGCUGAAAAAGAGGUGCCCACAUCUCCAUAAACUCUAAAAAUUCGCGUUUCCAAGUCUCCGGCGAAAUGAAUCGGUCCGACGGCUUGGUGCGACGCUCGGUGAAGCCGAGGGAAAACGGCGCGGAGGGCGGCCUGAAUGCCAAUACGCCGGAUGACAAUCAGGAGGCGAUCGACGGUCUCAAGGACCAGGAGGACAAUAUCGAUGAUGGCGACUCCAAGGAGACCCGGCUAACGCUCAUGGAGGAGGUCCUGCUGCUGGGGCUCAAGGACAAGGAGGGCUACACAUCGUUCUGGAACGACUGCAUAUCAAGCGGUUUGCGCGGAUGCAUUCUCAUAGAACUUGGACUGCGAGGUCGAGUGAUGAUCGAGAAAUCUGGAAUGCGACGACGUGGCCUAUGUACAAGAAAAUUAAUUCUGAAAUCGGAUCAGCAGACGGGCGAUGUUCUAUUGGAUGAGGCAUUAAAACACAUUAAGGAAACAGAUCCCCCAGAGACGGUGCAGAGCUGGAUUGAAUAUCUCAGUGGUGAGACUUGGAAUCCAUUGAAAUUGCGCUACCAGCUGAAAAAUGUACGCGAACGUCUGGCCAAGAAUCUGGUGGAGAAGGGUGUGCUCACAACGGAAAAGCAAAAUUUUCUGCUCUUCGAUAUGACGACACAUCCGCUCAGCGACAAUGUGGUCAAGUGCCGCCUGGUGAAGAAGAUUCAAGAUUCUGUGCUCUCCAAGUGGGUUAACGAUCCGCAGCGCAUGGACAAAAGGAUGCUGGCGCUAAUCUUCCUGGCGCACGCCAGCGAUGUCAUCGAGAAUGCUUUCGCGCCGCUGAAUGAUGAUGAUUACGAGGUGGCAAUGAAGCGAGUUCGGGAGCUGCUAGAUCUUGACUUUGAAACGGAGGCGGCCAAGCCGAAUGCGAAUGAGAUACUGUGGGCAGUGUUUAUGGCGUUUACGAAUAGAGGGAUUCUCUACUCCGCUCCUCUUACACAACACACACGAUACACACACAAACAUAUACGCCACAUCUGGAAUACAUUUUGCUGCGCUUUUGUUUUCAAAACUUUGCUGUGA